GCAUUAUUACUUUAUCCAGUUUAUUUCGUGUUACGUUUGCGUUAGCUCCAACCCGCCGGAUACAUGUUUUCCUGAUAUUAAUUCAAUACACGCUGUGCUCAAUUACAGUAAAAGUGAGUAGGGAGGAAGGCCAGUGAAGUGAACAGAAUAGACGUCACGUGAUACCGAGCAGCUGCAGUUUGCUGCACAUUCUCUCUCAGGACACCUCCUGCUUUCUCUCCUUUAUACAUUCUGAACUCUGCUAAAUGUUACGUUUACCGCAUGUGAAUCUUAACGAGACAUUAUGAUAUUGUUAGUGAGCGUGUUGUUAGUCGGGUAUUGUUCGGCUUUUAACAUAGACACUCAAACACCCUACGUGCUGUAUGGAAAUGGGGGCGAGCAUUUCGGCUUCUCAGUUGCUCUUCAUAAAACAGGAACUGACACGAGGUUACUGGUAGGGGCCCCAACAGCAGACACAUCACAAAAUGGCGUGGAUGAUGCCGGCACUGUCUACGCUUGCAGGAUACCCGACCCGAUGGAGGAGCCUAGACAAGCCACCAGGUGUUCCACCCAGGUCCCCUCGUUUGAUCCAACUGGUAACAAGUUUCUCAGUUUGGACGGGUCAGGCAACGCACCCCGGAACUCUGACGGAAGUAUAAAGUUUAACUAUGUCAAUGACGGUUACAUGCAAGAAAAUAAGACAGGACAGUGGAUGGGCGUGGCACUAAGGUCUAACGGUGAAUACGUAGUGGCAUGUGCUCACAGGUUCAUCAGAGUAGCUCACAACUACCGCAAAAACACUUUCGAUACCCAGCCCAUUGGCAAAUGCUCGGUAGUUUCCGGGGACUUGUCUAGUCAGUUAGCUGAAUAUAAACCUUGUUGGGGAGAUACGACUGGCUACGAAAUGUCAUCUUGUCAAGCUGGAACCAGCGUGGACAUCUCACCAACCUCCUUCGUCUUCGGGGGACCCGGAGCUUACAGAGGAGAAGGUAAAGCUUACAUGGGCAACGACUUUACAAAACCAGGGUCAACAGAGACUUCAAAACAGAAAGAGGGAGGAGAGGCUGGACAAUGGUACACGGGUUACAGUACUGCUAUCUGUGACGUUAACGGAGACGGUAAAGAUGAUGUUAUUACAGCAGCACCCCGAGCAGAGACCUACAUGGGCAAACUAUUCGUGUACACUAAAACAGGGGACAAGUUGAACAAACACAAGGAGAUUGACGGGAUGCAGAUUGGGGAGUACUUCGGCUACAGCAUGGAUUGUGGGGAUUUCAAUGGUGAUGGGUUGGCUGAUGUCAUAGUGGGCGCUCCCUACUACUCCAGAGACACUUCAGGACAAGCCCGACUACAGUCCACUGGACGAGCCUAUAUUUACUACGGUAGUCGAGAAGAAUACCUCUCUGACAAACCAACCAUCAUAGACGGAGGAGUUAUCCAGAACACACAGUUCGGUAGCUCGGUAAGAAGUGUCGGAGAUAUCAACAAAGAUGGAAUGGGGGAUGUGAUGAUCGGGGCACCCUUCGAUUCAAACGGUGUGGUUUAUCUAUAUCUAGGAACAGAAAGUGGAGUGGAGACAGAGCCCAGACAAACGAUCAGGCCUAGCGACCUGGCUGUGUCCAACACCAUCACCACUUUUGGGUGGAGUCUGGACGGAGGGGUGGACAUGGACGAUAACAGUUACCCGGACGUAAUGGUGGGAACUAUGAAUGGUCACGCUGUUUAUUUGAGAGCCCUGCCCAUCAUAGAUCUGGAGGCUGAUAUCGUUAUCAGCCCGGACACCCCCAUAAACAGAACAAACCCAGAUCUGAGGGUCAAUGUGCCUGAUAACCCUAGCUAUCAAGCAGCCGCAGUGGACAUCAAGAUAUGUUUCAAAUAUCUGAAGGGAGUUGUGGAUGGAACCAGCCAAGAAAUAGAGGUUAACUACACACUUAUCUCAGACUACAAAAACGCUAAAGGGUUCAGGAUGUACUUCAAGCCUAGCACAAGUGAUCCUAAAUCACAGAGGCUGAUGGGUAGAACAGUGGUGAGCACAGAUGGGACACAGUCUUGUACCUCAAUGUUCAAAUCAUACUUUAACGACGAGAUUUACGACUUCAGACAUAUUUACUUCAAGCUGGAAGCGGAUGUUAAGGACAGUCGGUCCUUUAGUAACAGGGUUACACUUAAUGAUAAACUCAUCGAUGCUGCAGAGGACAGAGUGGUAAUGCAGUCUGGGUGUACCAAACCCAGCGGGGUGUGUCAGGCAGACCUACAACUUUCUCCCAUACAGUUCGAGAUCAGCCCUAAAGGUUACGAAGCUAUCGCCAUUGAUCGAACAGAUUACGUUGUCUUCAGUAUAAAUGUUACAAACAAGGGAGAAGACGAUGCAUUCAGAUCGGAACUGUCCAUCACCCUGCCACGGAACAUCAUCUUCAACAGAAGGCAAGCUAUCGGAGGUCAGAGCGAAGAGGAUAUAGGACACAUCAAGUGCAUCACAAAACAAGACGAGGAUCUCACCAACAAGGUCAUCUGCUCUCUCUCCCAGGAACUACAGGUCGGAGCUAGCGAGAUAUUCGGCUUGUCCGUCAUUACCACUAAUAUCGAAGAUUUGUCCCAGAAGACACUCUUGUUUGAUUUCAAUGCAAGGGUCCAGGAACCCAGUGAAGAGCUAGAAACCCUACUGGGAGAUAACAACCAGAAGGUAACGAUACAAGUGGGGUACCCUGCUGGAAUAGAACUGUUAGGCAGACCUCUCAGAGAGAGACAACCUUACAGUAAUGAUGUAAAGGAUGACGGCUCCUCUCCAUCUACUGCUAAAGCUAUUGGUCCGGAUGUUAGACAUGAACUUGAGGUGAGCAUAGCAGAUGGAGCCCAGGAAGAAGCAUUUGAUAACGUAGUUCUGGAGGUAAACUGGCCGGAAUUCAUGGGAAACAACGAGGACUACCUGCUGUACCUGGUACAUGUCAGUAUUGAGGACCCUACAGAAGACAACACGUAUUGUGUCUCUAACGGUAUCAUUAACGACGCGGAUGUGAAGGAUAACACAGUACGUAAGAGGAGGGCGGCUGACAAGGAAACCCCGCAGGACCGACCCCCUGUGAACUGUGCGGACACUGACAUGCAGGGGUGUCGCAACUUCAACUGCUACAUUACCAGGCUGGACAAGGAUAACACUAUCAAGAUCAAGUUCUACGCGCGGCUCUGGGAGUCCACCUUGUAUAAUGUGGGUAAUAUCAAUGUCACGUCCUUCGUGAGUGUUACCAAGGUGGACCAGGAGGAUUUCGUGUUUGGUCCGGAGGGUAAGAGUGCGAUGAAGUCUCAGUUCUAUCCGAGCUCAGCCACAAGACGGAACUAUCUGUGGAUUAUCAUAGGAUCAAUUAUUGCUGGUAUUUUGUUGUUAGUUCUUAUCAUUAUUAUACUAUGGAAGUGCGGCUUCUUCAAACGUAAAGCACCACCAGCAGUCACAGCACAGGCACAUGAACAUGCGGCAGAAGGGUGACGUUAAACCUCAGAGUGAGGUUAAACCUCGGAGUGAGCUGCAACCUGACAUAACCUAAAGAACAACACCUUGAAACGUUUUGUGCUUAAUAGAUUAUAGGUGUUCUUAAUAUUGAUUAUUUGUACUUUUGUAUCUUUAAAUUGAGACUUAACCUGAUAUUGAGUUCAACCCCCAAAGUCAGAGGCAUAUUUUGAUAAAAUAUAAAGUUAUAUUUGAGUUCGUGUGUGUACAGUAUAUUGAUUUGAUAUUUUUGUAAACCAUCCUCUAUUUUGUACAUGUGGUUGAACAAUGCUUGGUCUCUAUAUCAAACAUAAUUGGAUUCAUUUCCUCACUCGCCAGGUCAAUGUACACGAUGCAAGUGUGUAAUCUAUACAUUGCUUGCUUUGUUUACACUCAUAGAGUGCUAAAUUUGGUAACAUGACAUUAAUUAAUUGAAUCUGUUGGAUAGCGAUUUGUAACAAGGAUAUUCAACUUGGGAUGAUCUGAUAAAUCUCUAAAAUGCAGUGAAGAUUGUGGUUUCUAUAUUUCGGUAAUUUACAAGCAACUUUACU
Bolinopsis microptera is the source of this 4011-nucleotide messenger RNA. Its product is annotated as integrin alpha-8-like. The record is from RefSeq and is a predicted model, not a curated record. Gene Ontology annotation, cellular component: external side of plasma membrane; integrin complex. The transcript has 6 exons. Bases 284 to 3460 code for a protein of 1058 amino acids. NCBI's taxonomy places the organism in Eukaryota, Metazoa, Ctenophora, Tentaculata, Lobata, Bolinopsidae. Gene Ontology annotation, biological process: cell adhesion mediated by integrin; cell-cell adhesion; integrin-mediated signaling pathway. Gene Ontology annotation, molecular function: integrin binding.